Molecule: messenger RNA, 927 nt
Organism: Opisthorchis viverrini
Lineage: Eukaryota; Metazoa; Platyhelminthes; Trematoda; Opisthorchiida; Opisthorchiidae
Exons: 5
Coding region: 1-927 (308 amino acids)
Source: RefSeq, a predicted model, not a curated record
AUGCCUUUGUCUUACGAUGCGAUUGAUGAAACCUGGAAAGCCAGUUUUGUCAUACAUAGUGUUUUGGGCCGCAAACGCCUGAGCAGAGUGGAUCAUGGGGUGUUUCGAGUGCGGCGCAGUCCAAAUGGUUCUGUGGAACAAGCCUUGCUGGUGAUUGGAAAAUCAGUCAGUUCGCCGGAAUUCUGUCAUUUGGGACUCUCCAACUCUUCGGAAAUUUCCCAGUCUCUUUGCCCAAAGGACAAAGUCUAUUGUUUAAACGCUCCAUUUUUCGGUGAACCCCGAUGUUUGACUGAAACAAACGGAUACAAGCUUCGGUCAUCUAAGAAGACCGUGGGUACUCGAGAAGUGAGACAAUUGUGGUUCAUUGACAAGAUCAAUCGUUUGCAUGGGAAUGUCCAAAGACAAAUCUACCACGUUUCACGUAAAUACGGACUUUGCAGACUACUGGAAUACCAUGUGCAGUGGGGCUAUUAUGCACUGCCCUGGCGCUCUUGUCGGUUGUUUGUACAAAAAGAGCAACGCUACACUCCGGUUCCAGAAUACUUUUUUCGCCUGACGAAAUAUAAAAGUUGCUCUAAAAUCACAGAGUCAUGGAGCGGAUCAAAGCCACCAGAGAUUCUCACGGAAAGCUCGCGCGUUGAAAAACCCAUUUACAAGACUACAACGUCACGAUCCGACAGGUGCCAGGAAACCAAUCUGGCUGAUUGGUUGUCAAAAGCAGAGGCUGAAGAUGAAACCCCCAGCAAUACGAUUGGCGCCAAUAGCCUCGUUGUCAAACUCGAUCCCCCAACAACAGGCAAUUCCCUGUUUAUGCUGAUGUACGGUCGAAAUCCGGGCCUCCUGGUUGAUCAGAAAACUGGGUUGUGGCCGGCAACACGGUUGUCUCCGGAGGAGCUGGAGAAAAAAGGAGAGCUCGAGAAAACUUGA